GCAGAAGGUAGUGAACAGGAUUUUGGCCCGUGGUCUCGUUGGUCAGCGUGCAGUCAAUACUGCGGACGAGAGGGAAUGCGGUAUCGCGUUCGUUCAUGUAUUCGUGAUGGCGACUGCCGAGGACAAACCAUUGAGAUGUCAACUUGCUAUAAAACCAAGUGCUAUGGUAAGUAUUCUUAGAUUUCAGUACCUGCGGGGGUAAGAUGGCCAGAUUUCGCGAGUUCCUUUCAGGGAAGUAUUUGCCUGAGGAGCAGGCGUAAUUUUGGCGGGCGAGUGUCUAGUAUUAUCUUGGUGAAAAUUACAGCUGUCAUCAUUGAUUUUGAUUGCAGCGGAAGGUUGGGGUGAACAACGGUCUAAAAGAAGGAGGGAGGAGGGCUCUGGAGCAGUGGGAAUCAUUCUUUUCGCCUUCCCCCGCCCCAUCCCCCCACCGUAGACUCUAAGUCUAAAUCAAACAUGACCAGUUUAAUAAAUGAUCGCGAGCUUCUUAGCGUUAACUCUCCCAAGUAAGACACCUGCAUUGCAGGCGAGGGAAGUAGCCAAUCCUUCUCUUCUUUUACUUUUUCAUCUUUCAUUUUUUAAGCCAUUUUCGCUUCGUGUAACUUUUUAUUGAAAUGCUUCACUCAUAAGAGGCCAACAAACGAUACAGUGUCUUCAACGCAAGUGGGUUGGAAUCCGCAUAGAGAGGCCCGGUUUCAAACACUUUGGUGUGCUGUUGGGGUCACAUUCUUGACUCACACAGUUCCCCUCUCAACCUAGGAGUAUAAAUGAGUAUCGGCGAACCUUAAACAAAAAAAUUGGUGGCGUUUAACCUGUGCUGGACCAUGACAGAAGCCUUUUAAGAAAGUGGUUGCUGUCAAACAGUUCACGAAAGAGACUCAAUCAAUUGGGUUUUAUAUAUCAAGGUCUCUAAAGGAAGUCUCAAUUUUUUUUUUCAUGUUUCUCUCUAUUUGUCGUGAUUUUGGGUCACAGUUAGCUGUAAGCAGUAUUUUGAGGAUGGUUUUGAACGUGAUGGAGUCUACCGGUUGUAUUUGGAUGGACCCUGCAAGGAGCCGGUCAUAACAAUUUGUGAUCAAUCCAGAAGGUUUGGCGGGGGUUGGACAUUAUUGGUAAAAUUAUACUUUCCAAUUUUUAUUAAUUUUAAUAAUUUGAUCAAUGCACAGAUCAGGACUAGUGUCGGGGAUUCUUUGAUUCGUCUGAGAGCAGACCCUCAUCACUAGUGCUUCAGCAUGAGAGUUUCUUUCCAAGCGGAGAAUAUCAGGCCGUGAGCAUCACGAGCAAAUGAGAGGUGUGCAAGGCGUCUUGCAUAUAAUUAGAGCCAGAUCCGCAACAAAUCUCUCUCUAACUUAUUGUUAAUUUUCUGCGGGUGAGGAAACCCGCAUCCUACAGGAAUAUUAAUAAGGACGUGCCUGCAUACUAUACCCUGGUGAUCUGUUUUACCUGAAGGUAACACGUCACGAAUUUACCUUAAUCGAACGAGCUUUCGAUUGUUGUCAGAUUUGCAACUUCUUUUACAUUUGCUAUAUCUGCCAAAAAUAGAACGGAAGAUCAAAAUAAAUAACAGGGAUGUUACUUUUUUAUUAACACUUUACGACACAUAGAUACAAGCGCUUACCAACAAGGGAUGGAAUAAAAGAACAGUCCUCCAACGAAAUGCAUACGCAAAGGCCAGUAGGCUCAGAUGGGCUGACUUUUCCAUAUUAGGAAAGGCUGACGUCAUCAAGCAUGAUUCGACCAAUAACAGCCCGUUUCUGUAUCGUAUCGAUGCAAAUCAGCCUGGAAGCUGGGGUGGAGUUUGGCAAGCUCCGAAUCACUACACCUUCACUGGAAACUUCCCCAAUCAAACAGACGUCAUGAUGGUGAAACGAUUUAAUGAAUGGUCCAGUGGAGAGUUUGCAAUAAGUAACCGAAUGCCUUGGCUGCCCAAGCGAAAUAAAUUGGCGUUGCUUACUACAAGUGACUCGUUUGUUGUUCAUAUACCCUGGGGGACUUUUGUGGCACAACAAAAGUGGCCUUUUCUUUCUUCUCCCUGGAUUUAUGGCAAAAUGGCCUUUCCCAGAAGAAAGUGGUACUGGCUGAAGGAGCUAAGACAAGGCAGGUUUAGUGUUUAAGUAUUAAUUAAUAUCAAUAUUAUACUAGGAUUGUUGUAUACCAGAUGAGAACACAGGUUAUUUCUUACGUUUAUGCAUGCGGAAACUGUAGACAAUCAUUUUCUUGUUGUUGCGUUACACUAGGUGACCGGAAACACGAGAAUAAGGAAACAGAAACUCUGUUUAAGUAUUGAUAUUAAUAUCAUAUUAGGAUUAUUGUAUAUCAAAUAGGAACACAGGUUAUUUCUUUCGUUUAUGAAUAUCGGAAACUGAAGACAAUCAUCUUGUUGUUGUUGCGUUACACUGAGAAACCGGAAACACGUGAAUAAGGAACUGGAAACUCGUGAUUAUGAUCUUUGUUUCGUUAGAGGAAAAGGUCUUCAUAUAUGUUCAGCUGGUUGGUUGUCCUGUGGAUGUGAUUGCGGAAAUUCGUUUCUCUAGAUAAUAAGAUAGGUGAUUUAUUAGUAAACAUGUGUUGGUGCGUUUUCGUCAAUGCAGAACUAAAUUUUUAUCUGAUAUCUCUUAAGAUUACAAGGAACCAGAUGAAAUUUGCCCAAUUGAGACACCGCUACCAGGUAAAGGAAGCUAAGUUAUUAUUUAUCAGUCAAGUGUUGUCUUACUCUCUUCUAAAAGAACUUUUUUAAACUGCACCCAUGUAUAAGUGUUAUCGCCUGGAAGAAAUGAUUAGUGGUACCCAUAUACCGUACUGAAGUAAAAGAAUUAUGAGUUAUAAAAGUUCUUUAUUUUCUUAUAUUAUAUCGUUAUUUAAGUGAACGGUGGUUACGGCACUUGGUCAGCAUGGGGCGCUUGUAGCAAAAGUUGUUCAACCGGUUACAAAGUCAGAGCGAGGUACUGCAACAACCCACGGCCUGCAAAUGGUGGGAAAGACUGCUCAGAGCUGGGGCCAUCGCGUGAAACUCUCGUGUGCAGGCCAUGGCCUCCGUGUGAUGGUAAGGUCUGUUGUUCAUUGUCUUAUUGGAAUUUUUCUGCCUAAAUUAGACCUGCUCUUAGCUGAUGAUAUAUCGAUCGCGCUCGUUCUAUAACUUUACUACAGGGCUAAAAAAAUUCGAAAAUAAUCACGUUAUUGAAAAAAGCAACAACAACAAUAACAACCUGAUAAGUAUUCAUUUAGCUCGAUGCUCAGCUUUGCAACUUCCACUGUCCGUUAUUAAAGUGGUACGAGAUUUUCACUGAAUCAUUAUUUGUAUAAAGUUACGACCGUUGUAUCACAAAAGACGCAAUCUGAUUGGCUCGGGUAUUCGCCAUCCAUUCUGUGAUAGGCUGUGAAUAGGGUGAGGAGCCUAAAAGUAUGCAGUUUACAUGAGCCUGUCUCGUUGAUAAGUUUUGAAGGACUAGUAGAUUUUUUCAAAGACAAUUGAAUGAUUGGCUCUUGAUUUCUCAGUAAGCAUGAUAGUUGAUUCGGGCCUCGCCCUCGUCAUCUAUUACGUAAUGGAAAUCUUGAGCCCAUGACUAAACUGUUAGUAGACGGAAGGAUAAAAUUACAGACUAACAGACAGGCAGGCAGGCAGGCAGGCUGCCAGACAAACAUAAAGCCAGGCAGACAGACAGCCAGACAUACAGACAGGCAGACAGACAGAAAGGUAGACAGACAGACAGACAGAAAGGUAGACAGACAGACAGACAGAAAGGUAGACAGACAGACAGACAAAAAGGCAGGCAGACAGACAGAAGGACAGAGAGGCAGACAGGCAGCUAGACAGAAAGGCAGACAGGCAGACGAACAGACAGACAGACGGACUAAUAGACAGACAAAUAGAAAAAAUAAUGGAUAGUCGUAGAGAAGGAGGGAGGGUUGGAUGGACUUUCAGCUGCCUGGCUGGAAUGAUGUAUAGUUAAGUCGUUUAAUGGUGCAUAGCCAAAAAUUGUUUAUUUUAACCUUGUGUUUCCUCAGAUGUCCCAAAGCACAGUCCCCUUAGAAGCCCGAAUGGAUUGUGUAUCAGUCCCAGAUCCCACUCGUGUGCAGUCAAUGAAUUAGAAAUCCUAAUAUUCGACACAGACUGUACAAGUGGCUCGACAUGGUUUCUUCUACUCAAGGAUGGUUCCCUUCAGCACGCGUGCUCUGAGAUGUGUGUCAAACCAUUGAAAAAUGACAGCACACCAACUCAGGGGACCCCUGUCGGGUUGUCGUUUAGUGCUUGCGAUAGUCAGAUACACAGGUGAUUAUUGGCACUCUUUUCUUAACCCUUUCCACCCUAUCAUCAAUAUGCAUAUUCUCCAUACUGUUCUCUAUGCAUUUCCUUAGAUGCUGACGAGGAGAAUUUGAUUAGAAAUCAAAGCUUCUUUGAUUAGUGACCAUUUCCUUUAAUCUCCCGACCUUAUAGUGUGAUUCAGGGGUGAUAUUGUACGGAGAAGUUAGAUGUUAGUCAAAUCAUAGCGGUCAUAGGGGUCGAAUAAUGAUAAUGAUACUGACGCGUUAUUAUUUUUAGCUUGGAAGAAAAACCUAUCAGAUUUGAUCAUACUCCUCGAUAUAAGCAGCGUUUUAAGGUGAACUGUAAAAAACCAACAGUGUCAAUUAUUUUUCUCCGAAGCGUGUUCAGUGAGAUUUGUUACCGCACUUGGUCAAGAUCUCUUGAUUGUGUUCUCUGUGAGGUUACUUCGCCCCCGUGUAACUACUUCUCGCAAUUUUCAUACUUCAUCCUGCAACAGCUUAAAAGAUUUAAUACCCAACCAAAGAGAAAGGAUGAAAGAUUUUUUAUUGUUUGGCACUUUAUUCUCUGCAUAGACGUCACUCCAGUAAUAUGCUCUUACCGUUGAUUCCCUUAAAGAACUGGCAAGUGUAAACAGCAGUUCUCGCAGAGCCGAGAUGAAUCAUAAUAAUUUAAGCUUUGUUUUCGGAAUAGAUUUCAAAAGACCAGUGGAAUGGCUUAUGGGAAAGCAAUCAAGUACAGCCCUGGAGGAUUGUGCCUGCAGUCUGUCAGCGGUAAUGCACCGGCGAAAGGAGAGGUGGCGGCAUUAGGCAGGAAAUGUGCCGAAGGAUCUGACGCCUUCAAACGAGUUUACACAUUUCCAGAUCCUGGUAAAACAUUUUGUUUGUUUGCUUUAUUGUAUAACUUUUUAAUGUCCUCUUAUAAAAAUUUUCGGUUCUUUUCCCAGUGAAAUUGUUAUACACCAAUUCUGGAAUUUUUUUUUUUUUUUUUGGUGCAGUGCGGAAAUUAGCGCUAUCAAAAAAUGUUAUUUGUCGGUCCUCACUCUGAUAGCAAGGUAAUUUGGUUUUGUUUACAGAGUGGAUAAUCUGAAUUGGCCACCUGAAAGUGUUUCCAAAGCUGACCUUUAGAGCUUUAGUCCCUUGUCGCGGCAAAUGAUUGCUCUAGUUGCCAACUUUCUUUCCUUUGAGAACUUUUUCUCCUCCUCGCUUUGAGCGAUGUGGAAAAUUCGGCGUUGUACGUUGGUUACAAGCAUUCAGUUAAAAACUCAUAUCGUAGCUUUUUCUUAAACCUUUAGACUGCAGUUAUGGUUUACAGACCGGUUUAUUGAGCGACUCUAGACUCAUCAGCAGCUCUGUACUGGGCGACAGUUAUACGGCAUCAUAUGGAAGGCUUCGAAACAGAACAAGUGCUUGGUGUCCAAAAGAGUAUGAUUAAAGUUCAUUCUCUUUCGAAGGGCAGGGAUAUUUCUCAGAAAUUCUAAUACUAAAUACUGACAAACUUCUAUAUUUUACAAGGAUCUCCAACACUGAGAAAAACCGUAAAGGCACUCGCGUAAAUUUAUUAUAAUUUGUGUGAGUGUUUGUUAUGGACAAUCAGCUACCAUUCCACGUCAGUCGCCGUUCGUGACACUUUUUCAGGUUGAUGAAUGAAUGACAUACCGUUUACCAUUAUCAAUGCAAGGCCUUUAAUCGAAAUUUUUUCGGAUUGAGACCGGUUGUCUUCAUAAGAUAAACAAUAUGAUAAAUUGGUUGUUUGUAGAUGUAUAAUUUCUCAUAUCGUGUUCUUAUCGAUAUCUAACUCGUUUUUUUACACUAUUUUUAUGAAAUAUCGAGUUGAACGUUCAACGAAGUACAGUUUUAAAUUUAGCUUUUGUUGAUCUUGCAACUAUCCCUAAGAUACCAAAGCAGAUUUUAAUUUCGUCUGUGAAUCCAUACAUACAACGCAUACAAAUGUGGAUCAAUAUCAGUAUCUAGGCAAUUGCCCACCUACCCCUCCCCUAACUCAACAACAGUCAAUUGAUAACAAGUUAGGGUUAAUGUUGGGUUAGGGGAGGGGUAGGUGGGCAGUUGCCCAGAUACUGAUAUUGAUCCAAUAUUUUAAUAGGCUGUUUAAAUUCCUCUAUUUUCUGGCUGCUUUCUUGAAGGGGGAAAUUUUGCAUGUAGGUAUCUCUUCGUGUUAACCGCAGGCUUUUAUUCUCCCUUUUCACACUGUUUCUCGAUUGGUGAGUAUCAACAACAUGCAUACUUCCUCAUCUUUCAGCGAUGACGACGACCCAUAUUUUCAAAUAGACUUAGGUUACGUGGACGAAAUAAGAGGCUUGGCCACUCAGGGUCAUGAGGCUAAGUAUUGGUUCGUGCGCACGUUUACUCUGAGUUUCAGCCUGGAUGGUAUCACGUGGUUUAACUACACCGAGAAUGGACUAGGAACUAAGGUAGUUGGAAUGAUGUGAUCUGAACGAUUCUGCGAUCCCUACCUGUGUAUUAAACACCUCGUUUCAAAGACCUUUGUGGGAAUAGAGCAUUCUUAGAUUGAAUAUCGUAAAACCAAAUCAAAAGUAAAGACAACGGGUUAUCAAUGUUAAGGUAAAAGUUGCAACCAGCCAUUGAUCUGAGAACUUAAAGAAGAUACGGAUAAACAGAUAGCCGUCUUUCUGUGCCGAGUCACGAUUCAGGAUUUUGACGUAGCAUGGCUUGGUGUAGAAAAGAUUAUUCAUGUUUAAUUAACUAAUUACAGUAUGAAAUUGAGGUGAAACUGUUAGAAUGCUGGAUUAUUUUUGACACUCGAAUAGAAAAGUUUUCGGUUGAGUUUCAAAAAACCGAAACCAAAGUAAUCACAACAGCCAAUCAGGGUCAAGGUUGAUAUCAUCAUUGCGCGACUAAAACUCCAAGUAAUUAUAUAAACCAGAAAGACUGAUAUAAAAGGCGAGAAAACGCAACCAUGAUUGUUCUCGCUUACUACAAAUCAGAGCUGAGCCGCGCCACUAUUUUGAUGUUCGCAGGUUUAAUAGCGGAGCUCGCGGAGCCCCAUAAUUAUACAAAAUAGUAGUAACCCAUCAAUCCCGAAAAAUUUGGAUGUACGACCGUGCGACCGUACAAGGUGCUACUUUUAACAUGCGUGGUCAACUGUACCGCGGGCACGCCAACGCCACGGCUUUUUCAGUAGUCCAGUUGUCAGUGCACUGGGCUCCGAGUCGGACGACCCGGGUUCUAGUCCUGGAUGGGGCAAGGCGUUGUGCCCUUGAGACGUGCAAAAAAAAAAAAUGCGCUUUAUGUUUGCUGUAUGCACGCUUUAUGCUCUGGAUUUUAUUACGCCGAGACAAAAAUACCCAAUUUUAAGCUAGAUCGUACGCUCCUGUCUAAUCUUGCAUUUGACCUCAUUUCAGGUGUUCAGAGGGGGUUCUCAUCCAUUACUAGUCAAGCCUAAUACAAUAGAACCCUCUGUGACAGCUCGAUUUUUACGAAUCAAUCCAGUCCAGUGGUACGGUAAACCCUGUCUCAGAGUGGAGGUGUACAGAUGUUCACUUAGAAAUGGUAAAAAUACAUAA
This is a messenger RNA of Pocillopora meandrina, 7799 nucleotides long. NCBI's taxonomy places the organism in Eukaryota, Metazoa, Cnidaria, Anthozoa, Scleractinia, Pocilloporidae. The record is from the annotation of a GenBank genome assembly.